GUUAUUCCAAUGUAAUCUAAAAAGAAAUCAAUGUUGACCAUACUGCGAAGGACAAUUUUGGCAAGGCAGUCCGAUCGCAUAAUAUUGAUCGCAAGUUUCAUCGCGUGUAGUAUCUUUCUUGCUUUGUUCUCUAUGUGUUUUGUGUUUAGUCUUCCGGCGUAGAGUGGGAUGUCAUGGCCGGCGAAUUUAUUUGGUGUUUGAAGUAUCGCGUUAUAUUUGUAAUCGGUUUUUUCGGGUGCCCGUAUGUGCCAACUUGAAAUGUUUGUGCAUACUAUGCAGGUCAGAAAUAUUGUGGACAGAAGAAUUGGGCGACUUGUCUAGCGAGUGCACUUUUUCGCUACCACAGAUCGUAAAGUGAAUUUCGGAUAAAGUGCUAAAAGCAGCUAAGCUCUUCAGUCAGUUGAAGUUUCAUUAGUCCCUGGGGCCAAGAUUUGAGGAGUUCAUCAAAUGGUUGUAACUACAAGAUAAUUGCUUUUUCAACUGAAUUGAGGAAAUGUAAAUUGUUGUCAAUGUGGCUGGAGCACUGGCAAUUACUGUUUCUCGAGGUAGAUCUGUUCAAGAAAAAGUUACUCAAGUUAAUUUUGUAAUGGAAGUAACAGAGUGAAUAAUGUGGUAAUCUUUUGACAGUGCACAAUGGCUAACUGCAGUUUCUUAAUAAAUGGUUACAUGAACAUGAACAUUGCUUAAUUCGAAUGUGUGACAAGAUAUUAUUUGGGUACAUGCCUGAAGAAGAAUGUAAUCUGAUGACUGCCAUUACCUGCAUUGAUGAAGCUCAUGCACCUGUCGUCUGCAGAAUGGUGGAAUUUUUUUCACAAAAAUAACUGGUGGUGGAAUAUUGAUGUACCAUGAUCCAAAGGAACUUCUAAGUAAUUCCUAAUAUUGAUACGGAGCAAUGAAGGCAGUCAUACCAAGUAUGAAGCAGAGACAACAUAGUAUGAUGAAAUAAGUGGUUUUUGUUCAGAAAGCUGUAUAAUUUGAAGACUAUCUGUAUUUGCUAAUUGCAUUAAUUACCGAAAGCACAAACUGCUCUGUAGCCCUGCAUUCAUGAUGAUGGCGGAUGAGAGCACCGGUCGCGGCACAGUGUACUUUGAGGUACACGUUGCUAUCAAUUUUGUCACAUCUUUCAUGAACAAGGUUGUCCCACAAGGCCGAGUAAAAAUUUUUGGUGAGGCUCUUGCAAGGGCAUUAAUGAGCAAAUAUGAAGGGCAUUGGUUCCCAGAGAGUCCUCUAAAGGGCUCAGCAUAUCGUUGUUUUGAAUUUGGGGCCUAUAUUGAGCCUGAGCUGAAAUUUGCUGCUAGGCAGGCAGGACUACGUUGUCGAGAUGUAUUGAUAUGUGUUCCCUCAGAAAUGUCAAUUUGGGUGGAUCCAGGGACAGUAAGCUACCGUAUAGGUAUUGAGGGCCCUGUGAAACCUGUGCUCAAUGAAUCUGGAUGUGUUGUUACAUGUUUCUUUGAUCCUGAUGUGGAAGAUCCUGAACCUGACCCACCUGGUAACUCAAAAGCUGUAAGCUCUUGUGAGGAAACAGAAACUGUGGAAAAGAGCAGACCACGAAAAUUUACUCCAAAGCGUGGAAAGGCCAAGCUGUCAGUAGCAUAUGAAGAUGACUUAAAAUUUGUUGCUAAGAAUGGCGGUCUUGACUCAGCGACAGACUAUGAUGACCUUGAGCCCCUUGAGCCAUAUUUCACCGCUGAAGACAUGAAGUCUGGAAUUUUAUGUGAAGAUGAAGAACUUACCAGUAAUCAGUUGAAAUCUUCUGAUGAACCUGCUUACGGCAACAGUCGUCGCAGACGUUCUAGGAGGUCAAAAAAAAAAUCACCAAAUAAACCCGGUAACAGUAAUGGGAAUAGAGGCCGAAAUAGUGGUAAGAGGAGACAGAGCAAUGACAGUAAUAAUAAUAGUAAAAUCUGCAGUAAUAAUUAUCAAAACAGCAGUGGUUCGGCCAGUGGCAGUGGUAGCAGCAGUGGUGCAAGCAGCAGUGGUACGAGCAUUGGUGGCAGUACUACCAGCACCAGCGCUAGCAGCAGUGGCACCAGCACAAGUGGCACCAGCUGCAGCAGCAGCAGCAGCAGCAGCAGUAGCAGUGGCGGUAGCAGCAGUGGCAGUGGCAGUGGCAGCAGUGGCGGUGCCAGCAGCAGCAGUAGCAGCAGCAUCACCAGCAGCAGUAGCAGCAGCAUCACCAGCAGCAGCAGCCUCACCAGCAGUAGCAGCAGCAGCUGUGGUGCCAACAGUGGCAGCAACGUAAAUAGGAGUACUGCCGUGAGCAGUGGAAGAAACAACAGGGGCAGAAACAGCAGGGGCGGAAGCAGUAACAGCAAUGGUAACAACAAUCCAAAUAACACUAACACCAGCUCCAACAGCAGUCGCAGCAGUAACCAUCACCGCAAUAGGAAUGUUUUGCAGCACCAGUCCAUUGUCAUCAGCAACUCGUCUUAUUCGUCAAGAGUUUGAGGCAGUUGUACUUCUUUAUCAAAAUUAUCAGUAUUUCUAUUGGAUAUCUUCCAGUCAGUCACACUCACGGUCAGAAAACUGUAAUCUACAAAGAUUGAAACUGAGGAAUGGUCUCGUGUAAUAUCAGUGACUACAGCCACUUUAUCUGCACACAUGAUUUUACAAAGGAUUUCAGGACUGCGAUCAGGUAAAUUUCAUGAAAUACCUGUUUUGCAACUGAAGAAACACAAAUAAUACCAACUGCUGAAAUAUAGUGACAGUCUAUUCGGCCCAGCCUGCUGAAAUUUCAAGAGCCAUUCCUGUGGCUACAGACCUGCUGAAACAAAAAUGUUUAUCGAGAUCUGAGCAUUCGCUACAAAAGUAACACAUGAUACGUAUUAAUCCUGAACUAGUUUUUCAAAUAAAUGUGCUGACUGUUGAAAUACAUUUGCUGUAAUUAUUAGCAAUGUUUAAACAGCACAGUACAGAUUUUUUCCAUUGGUUCCAUUGUUUGGGGGGACUCUCCAGAGGACUUGCCGCAACUGAUGAAAGUUGGUGAUAGUUGUGGCUUGUUGAACUGUUACAGAAUCUUUUGGAUUUUAAUCCACUACAUCCACUGUAUCAUACUACAGUGCAUAAUCACAGUUUUGUUUAAUUUUACUGUUACAGUGAUACUCAUUGUUCCAAAGUGUCAGGGAUUAAUUUCCUUGGCUAGUACCUCAUGCUAGAAGUUCAUAUUUGCAGUGCACCUGCCCUGUGAAUGCAACUCAAGCAGCCUUUUCCUUGACAUGUCUCUUUACUGUGCUCAUUCCUUUUGCACAUUUUUUGCAUUGCCUAAUCCUGGGACAAUUCAGCUUUUUUUAACCUUUGAACUUGAGUUUUUCCCUUAUAUAUAUGCUGCUGUUCACAUCAAAACAAGUAGCGGUUAUGUAACCAUAAACAGAAUAUGUCAAUCUAAAAUUGGAAGAUAACUUAUAUAUUGAAAGAAAAAUUACAUGGAGACAAUGGUUGGCCAGUGCUUACCUUCAAAAGACGAAAAUUUCAAAUACUUAUUGGGAGUCUGAGUGGCCUGACCCUUCUGUUCAACACCAAGCAAAAGGACACAGUGAUAAGAAACUGAUACCACAUUCAGGAGGACAGUGGUUCAAAUCUCUGUUUAGCUGUCCUGAUUUAAGAUUUCUUUGGUGCCCCUAAACUGCUUAAGGUAAGUGUUUGGAUGGCUCCUUUGGAAAUGACGUGUCUGAUUCCCUCCCUAACAUUUCCGAAUCUGAGCUUAUGCUCCAUCUCUAAUGACCUUUCCAUGGAUCGGAAGUUAAACCACCUAAUCUUCCUUCUUCUUUUCCAACCUUUCCCAAACUAUCCCUCUGUCAUACCUGAGGAAGGAACUACAGGUUCCAAAAGCUGGGUAUAAUUUUUCCUACUUUUAAGUGGUGUGUGUGGGAAUUUUGCUUCCUGAAGGUAAGUACCGGCAAUCCAUCUCAGCUCCUUACAAGCUAACCUAUGAGACAUCAUUCAUCUGUGUUUUAUUUCUAGAAAGUUUUCUUCAUAAUUAUUCUGUGACCUGGCUGAUUUUCAACAUUAAUGGGGGCUGUAAAUACAGACUUUAAUACAAACAUUCAUGCAUAUCACUGAACAAGAAAUAAGUAAUGCAUUGUUUGUUCAUGUCAGAAAAAAUUCAUUAUAUAGAAAGCAGUGAAAAAUAUUGUUACUAUAGAGUGAUUGUAUCUUCAGUUUUCAAAUAUUUGGAGUGCCAUACUUUUAGGUCUGGCAGUAAUUGCAUUUUUAUAACAUUUAGUUAUUUAUGAAUAAAAAUUUCAGAGAAUCUUAGUUUGUUAUUACAUAUUGUCCCAUGAUACUGAGAUAACAAGAGUAUUGCUUUUGUUGUUCAGUGGUCAUUGAAAAAAUUUAAUUCUCCACUCCUACCUAGCUCAGGAUCAGAUUGAUGAUGAAAAAUUGAUACUGCUUUUAAGACAUUUUAAAAGUAUGUUAUAAAAUGAGUUACUAUAGGUCAUCUUAUGCACAGAAGACAAGAAUACUUGAAAGAGAAUUCAUAAGCAAUACCAGAACAUUGCUCUGUUUUUGAUUCUCUUUCAGGUUUAAUCAGACUUGCUUGUAGUCAGUCAUGUUAAACAUGUCCCCAAAUGUUCUCUACAUUUACUAUUUUGUUAAUUCAAGCAGUUCUUAAAAAUUUGUUCUUCUUUGGGUAGAAAGGUAUAAGUAUAAUUCCCACAAUUUCAAAAGAUGCACUUACAUCCUUCUGCCUGAUCAUUAUUUAUAUUUUUGCAUGUUAACCCCAAAUCAAAAAAAUAUUUCCGGGUUAAAGUAUUCAAAAUAGGUUUAUAUGUUUUGGUGAGCUAAAGUCACCACUAUUGCUUGCAAGAGUGUCAUAGAUCACAUUUUUCCAUAUUUCUAGACUUUUACCUUUCUGCCUUGAGAAAAGCAAAUUACUGUAGGCUGCUGGAGGGGCUAUUAUGGUUACCUUACUUUAUACAUGCCUCUUCUGUUUAGUUUCCUACUUUUUUGUGAAGCAGUCAGUAAUAGAUGAUUUAAGCGCACAAGCAUUUUUCUCUGUUUGAUCCUGCACCCCCGCCUCUCCCUCCCUCCUAGGUGCUUCUGUUUUGUUCCUGUGUAUUUAUUUCCUUCAGUAUUUAUUUUUAAAGAAUCCCAAGAAUAUUGCAUUAUAAUGUCUUCUGGGAAGCAGAGUUUUUUCAAAUACAGGUUUAAGCUCUGAAUUUAAUGUCUUAAAUUUUUUUGAAAAACUAAUAGGAUUUUUGGAUUGACAUUCAAUAUUGUAAAAGUUGUAUAAUUUUUGGCUGCUUAUUAAAUGUGUAUUCUUCCAAUUUUGUUAUCAGCAGUUGAUACAUCAGAUAAUUUGUAGCACAAAAUGUAACAUGCACUUCACACAAUUUGACACAGACUUGAAAGCCAUACAUUUGUAUAUCAUUAAAGUUAUUUUACUACAAAUAUAAGAAUUCUUUUGGAUAUAUUAUGGAAAACAUCUAAAUAUCCUAGAAUAGGCUACAUCGCAAAAUCAGUACCAGCUAAUUCGAAUGGUUUCUAAUAAUUUUGAUACAAUUUCCUAAUCUUUCUUUCCACUUGACACAUCCUGUACUUCAUAAUCGUUUCUCUUAUUCCAUUCUGUACCUUUUUUUCCGAUCUUGCACUGAUAGUGUGCCAAUUUUUAACACUUUCAAACUCAAGUUUUCGCAACUGUUACUUCCUGGCAUCUCUUUUCUAAGAAGUCUUCUGAAUCCAAGAAUGUAUAUGCUAGUGGCACUCUCAGGUGUUGUGUCAGUAUGUGUCACUGAAACUUUGCCAUUUUUGUUGGGAAACCUGAAUGUGAUCUUGAGGUAAUGAUAUGAGUGGAAAAAGUGUGUUAAUUGACAUAGUGAAAUAUGAUUGUGCAUGUGCCAAGCAAUGACUUGUGGCUGCGGCACUCUGAGAACAAAACAUUAUUGACUGGAAAUGAAAAUUAAACCAUCUGCUGAAACUGGAAGGGUGCUGAGCAGAAGUUUCAUCAGAUGUUGAAGAGUCUAGUGAUGACAUCCAACACAAUGCUUGAGGGCCUGAGCAAAAUUUAUAAUGCUCAGAAAGUCUUAAAGACCAUGUGAGGUAUGUAUUGGGACAGGAGAAAAAUGAAGCAAAAAUGACUUGUGUACUGCUUACUUUCUAGCAAUAAGCCAGAUUUUCUCCGUCAAAUGUUCUGCAUUUGUGGCAGAAUUGUGAAAGAGCGUCAUUUGAAGCCUGUUCUACAGUAUUCACUAUUUCCUUUGGUUGCAUCAGUAGACAUUCAUUUUUGUUAAAGGUGAUGACUUAAUUACUUUCCUCAUAUCUGACAGCUUCAUAGAAAAUGAAAAAGAUACUAUUAUCGAAAAAAAUUGCACUGUGUUGUAUCUUUACCUUUUUUUUUCAUUUAAAAGAAUUUAUGUAUCUGAAGUAGUCUUUUGUUAAUCAGUACUCUCAUUAGUUGACCAAAAUGUUCAUCUGUUCAGCCUUGCACUAUAUAAAUUGAAGAAUUUUUUUUGAAUCCAUACUGCAUCCACACCUAUAACGCUUCAGUGUGAACUACCAUAUCUCACUGUAAGUCAUGCUGUAAGCUCAUAUUCCAAUGAACUAUUGUUAUCCGUGAAUGUGUAUUCCAUCUCAUUUAUUUGUCUCACAUGUUGCUUCAUUUUGUAAAUCCGAUAAGUACCUUAGUCAUUAAACCUUAAAAAACAUUUUAACACUAUACAAUGGUUUCUGCACACAAUUCAAAUGUUAAUGGCCAUACAAAAAAUAAAUUUUGUUUAAAUGUAUACUGUCUCAUGAUUGUGCCAGUUUCUGCUAUCAAAUUAUUGUGGAAAGCCAUAUUGAAGUGAACUAAAGUUGUCCAUGCUACACAUUUCAUCAACUAAUUGGAUAAGAUCAGGUCACAUAGUUUUGGCUAAUGGCAAACUAGUUGAUUUUUGCUUACUGAUCUCAUAUUGUCCUUGGUUUCCUGAAAAUCCAACUUCUGUAAUUUUUGUCCUGUUCUCCCUCUAGCAUCCACUUCUCCAUAGUGUAGGAUUUCUGCACACCAUUGUUAAUCCAAGGAACAAAGAAUUCUUUGAUGUUUGUCCUGUGUGAUUCUAUAACUCUUUUGCCUAACAUGAAUGUGGUAUUCUUAAAUUUCUGUAUGGAUCCCAUACAUUUUUCUUUGUGAUUAAAGAUGGUAUUUGACAUAGGUUGGUGAACAGUAAUUUUUUUUUAAAAGAAGAUUGUGAUGAUAUAAGACAAACUACUAUUCAGACACUUUCUUAACUACUAUUCAGACACUUUCUUGUACACAAACUAGCUUAGCUGUGAAUGAACCUGAAUGGUUAGGCUUAAUAAAGACAUCUCAACUGGGAAUCAUUUCUCUCUUUAUGAAUGAUGAUAUUACUAUUAUUUUGAUGAUGUCUUCAUUUUUCAUGUCAGCAAUAGUUAAAAGUUAUUUCAUUUCUUAUGUUCAUAUUUUUUGUUUCUUUUAAAAAGGGUGAUGUUGAUUAAAGGCAGCAACAGAUGAGUGAAGGAUGAUUUUAGAACACUGGAUUUGACCUGUUCACUAUAUGUGCAUUGUCAGUAUUGCAGCUGUGUGUAUGGGACACCAAACAACCUACAGCAAGUAGUGUCUUGUCCCACACAGCCACCUUUCACAGCUAGAGCAAGUUGCUUUGUGUGUCCUCAAGUCAGUGGAACAAAUAUUAAAAUGAACAUAAUGUGUCCCUUGUGACCUAUACAUGACAUAAUCACGUAAUGGGAAAUCAAAUGAUGCAUGUGCGGUGUGCAACCUGACACCUUGUAAGUCAGUUGCAGUGGGAGUAUCAUUGUCAGUGCCAUUGACAUGCAUAACUUUGUUUGUAGAAGUACAUCCAGUACACCAUACAGUGCAACUGUGAACAUUGUUUGCUAGUUUACAUGUGAUUAAAAUGAUAUAUAAAAAUUGUGUGUAUUGAGACUGAUACCAUUAAAUGUUUCCCAUAAGUGUUAUGUAGCUAAAUUAUUUUUUCCAGUACCUGAAACUGUGUUGUAUUCAACAGUUCAUUUUAUUUCAUACAUCCAGUUUUUUUUUAGUUCUGAGGGCAACAGCUUAGUUGGUUCUAAGCAAUUAUAAAUUCUUUUACAUUAAGAAGAGCCCAUUCAUUUUCUUUUGAAUAUACAGCAAAAGUAUUUUUUUAAAAGUAUACUUUGAGCUGUAUAUGUUGUUGUUACAUUUGUGAAUACACGUGUUUAGCUUUGUGGCAAAUGUAUGAUGUUUAUUCGGAACUACUGCUAAUAAAUAUUUAAUGCAUGUAGAUAAAUAUGUUUUCGCAGUUGUUGUGGCUAAACGUACAACAGUUUCAAUGAAUCAGUGGGUCUGUACUCAGAAACUUCUAUGUUAUCAGUUACCAUUCCAUAUCCUCUAAAAUGUUGAAAUUUGUGUCUUUUACUGUAUUGAUGUUCAUUGAUGUGUCUCUUACAUGUAAUUGGUGUUAGUUCCAUACUAUGCUAUGCAGAAUGUUGAUGAUUGUUAACACAAAAGUCAUUGGCAGCACAGAUUCUGUGAGAAUUAACAGUUUAUAGUUAUAACUACCACUAAGAGUUUGACAUAGCUUUUUUUUUUCAAUGAUCUUGUGCUGUCUGUCUUUUGUUGAAGAACAGAACUUGAUGGCAGACUGUGGAAUUAUUCCGAUUUGCUUGUGAUGGAGUACUGUCUAUUUCUGCUGUUAAAAGGAAGUGAAAUAUACAGACUUUUCUGAAA
Molecule: messenger RNA, 8665 nt
Organism: Schistocerca serialis cubense
Lineage: Eukaryota; Metazoa; Arthropoda; Insecta; Orthoptera; Acrididae
Exons: 8
Coding region: 1045-2448 (467 amino acids)
Biological process (GO): regulation of gene expression
Cellular component (GO): nucleus; cytoplasm
Molecular function (GO): transcription corepressor activity
Source: RefSeq, a predicted model, not a curated record